AGGCAUCAAAACAACCGGUAGUUAUAACCUCUCCGGGAAUAAUCAGGCCCACAUUGCUACUAAAGAACGGAAGCGAGUAGAUAUUAUCUCCAACGGAAGGAGAACGCAUUUGUACAGUUGAAGCACAGAUUGACAGAAAAUCGCCACCAAAAUGAGCAUGCCAGAGCUAAACGCGGCGCAGCAGGCCAAGCUGCAGCUGAUGCAGGAGAUGGAAAUCGAGAUGAUGUCGGAUUUGUACAGCCGCAUGACACAGGCUUGCCACAAAAAGUGUAUUCCGCCCAAGUAUGCCGAUUCGGAACUUGGGAAAGGAGAGUCCGUGUGCAUCGACAGGUGCGUGGCGAAGUAUCUGGAAGUACACGAACGCAUCGGCAAGAAGCUAACGGCUAUGUCCGCGCAGGACGAGGAUCUUAAGAAGAAGAUGGGCGUGUAAAAGCACGUCGAAUGGAUCCUUAGCCCUCAUGUUCACUAGGAUGUAAACUAUAAGGAAUCGUUUGCAUGCGUUAGGUUUGAAUUACAUCUCUCAACGUCAUCUGUUAUUUUUUAUGAUUUGUUAUCAUUCGUUUGCGCAAAGACACCGCAAUUGUUGCAGCUCAAUUUGGCGGUGUGUAGUUGCCAGCACAUUCGAUUCAUCUACUCCAUGCUCGUGUCGGUUGAAUCAUUCGGCGUAAAUGACAUUGCAUAUGCUCGAAAAUGAUAGCCCCCGAUACGGAGUCUACGAAUAGACGAAUAAAGCAAACGCUGAAGAAA
Molecule: messenger RNA, 747 nt
Organism: Anopheles nili
Lineage: Eukaryota; Metazoa; Arthropoda; Insecta; Diptera; Culicidae
Gene: Tim10
Product: mitochondrial import inner membrane translocase subunit Tim10
Exons: 2
Coding region: 152-430 (92 amino acids)
Biological process (GO): protein insertion into mitochondrial inner membrane
Cellular component (GO): mitochondrial inner membrane
Source: RefSeq, a predicted model, not a curated record